Messenger RNA from Dioscorea cayenensis subsp. rotundata (Guinea yam), 3566 nucleotides. Its product is annotated as ribonuclease E/G-like protein, chloroplastic. Gene Ontology annotation, biological process: rRNA processing. Lineage: Eukaryota; Viridiplantae; Streptophyta; Magnoliopsida; Dioscoreales; Dioscoreaceae. Gene Ontology annotation, molecular function: starch binding; RNA binding; RNA nuclease activity. Gene Ontology annotation, cellular component: cytoplasm. The record is from RefSeq and is a predicted model, not a curated record.
UCAAAUGCCUCCUCACCUCCCGGGAAGUCAUGGAGGGAAACUGGGGUUGGCGUGCCUCCGUCGUCGGUGUCAGAGGAGAGGCGUUGCAGGAGGCCGCACUUCAGAAGAAGCGGAAACUACAGUUAAAAAGAUUAGCAAAUCAAACGCUUGAAGCUGAUCUCACUGUCGCGCGUGUCGAUCAUUCUCCGCUUCAAUCGACAGAAUUGGCAAAACCUGAUCUUCCCGGUCGAGGUUGUCUGCUCAACUUUCACAGGUAUAUUUUCCACUGGGCUCAAUCUCAGAACAAUUCAAACAUCAGUUUAUGUAUAAGAGCUCUCCCCUGUCUUUUGAGAUCAGCAGUGAUGCCCAUAAGGAAUGGUGACUUGGCUGUGACAUGCGAUGGAUUGUGCAAUGUGCUUUGGACUCUUGAAGCUGAUAUAGGAGAUGGCUACCUCAUAUUUCUUACGGGGGAUCUGGUUAGCUUAGGAAGCUGGGAGCCAGAUAUGGCUGUUCUGUUAUCUCCCUCUAAAGAGAAUGCUAAUCUGUGGAAGACAGAAAUAAAGGUGCCAUGCGGGGUUCAUUUCAAGUACAGUUAUUUUAUGAAAAAAGGGAACAAUUCUUCUAAUAAUCUAGUUUGGAGGCCAGGGCCUGAUUUCUCCCUUUCAGUACCAAACGUUAGCAAAGAAAAUGAAGUGGUUGUGGUGAGAGAUUCUUGGUUGAGGACUAGAAUAGAUAGGCUGCCUGCUCCUUCAUGGGGAUCGUGGAUGUUAGACUUAGACCUUGUUGAGCAUUGCUUCAAACAUAGAGUCCCUCAAGCUUCAGUUCAAGGUGAACUCAAGAUGCUGAGAAAUCCUAAUGGUGUUCCUUCGGGAAGGAAGCAACUCUCAGAUGUAGCUGUGGAUGAUUGUAUGCUCAAGGUGAGGAAUACAACUAUAAAUGCUGGCUCUUCAGAAAAUGAGUUGUCUGAAAGAGAACAACCUGUGGAGGAGCCUUGGCUACUUCAAGCUAUUCUUCUCUCCAAAAAGGAUUCGGGUGAAUCACAGGAAUCACUUGAUUCAGAUCGAGGCAAGAUUGAAUAUCCUAAAAAGUUAUAUCAAGAUACAGAAACAUCAGUACUGAAAGAUGAGGGCAAGACAGCAGGCACUGUGGAAUCAGCAUCUACAGUUAUACUGAUCAACUCCUCUGUAUGUACUAUGCAAAGAAUAGCUGUUUUGGAAGAUGGGCAGCUUGUUGAGCUAUUACUCGAACCAGUUAAAAACAAUGUACAGUGUGAUAGUGUCUACCUAGGGGUAGUUACACAAUUUGUGCCCCAUAUGGGUGGUGCAUUUGUAGAUAUUGGGAUAUCGCGUCCAUCCCUUAUGGACAUUAAGCCUAGCAGGGAGCCUUUUGUAUGUCCUCCAUAUGAUGGCAAAAUUAUUGGGGAGGCACCAAAUAGUUCUCUAAAUGUUAAUCCAAAAGAUCAAGUUGAAGCUGCUGAACAUGACUACAAUGAGGAUGACAUGAUUGAUGAUGAGUUCUUGGAAGAUGACCCAGCGCAAUCCAUACAUGAAGAUUUUGAAGAAGCUGAUGAGGACCUGAGGAUCCCUGAUGCUCUUGAGAUAAGCAAGAAUAAUGAUGGUGUUAUACAUUCUAGUGAUGGAGAAUCUGAUUUUGAAGAAUAUGAACUGGAAACUAAUCACCAAGUAGAAGAUGAAACCACUGAGGAUUUACUUCCAUCAGAAAUGGAUCAUUCUAUUGAUUCAGAUUUGUCAAAUCUCAUACAGCAAGGUUUGGAGAGUACCCACUGCGACACAGUUGAGGAAAAUAAAUGGGCUCGUGUUGGGAAAGGCGCAAAAGUUAUAGUCCAAGUGGUUAAAGAAGGCUUAGGAACCAAAGGCCCUGCUUUAACUGCUUAUCCUAGUCUUAGAAGCAGAUUCUGGAUAUUAAUAGCUCGUUGUGGUAGAAUUGGAGUCUCGAAGAAGAUUACUGGGGCUGAAAGGACACGGUUAAGAGUUAUUGCAAAGAAACUGCAACCUCCAGGUUUUGGUUUGACUGUCAGAACGGUUGCUGUUGGUCAUUCUUUGGAGGAAUUGCAGAAAGAUCUUGAAGGUUUACUUUCCACCUGGAACGGUAUAGUUGAGCAUGCAAAAUCUGCUGCACUUGCUGCUGAAGAAGGGGUAGAAGGUGCAGUUCCUAUAUUGUUGCAUAGGGCAAUGGGUCAAACACUCUCUGUUGUGCAAGAUUAUUUUAAUGAGAAGGUUAAGAGCAUGGUUGUUGAUUCUCCUCGAACUUACCAUGAGGUAACCAGAUAUCUUCAGGAAAUUGCACCUGAUCUAUGUGAUCGUGUUAUGCUAUUUGAUAAACGAACUCCCAUUUUUGAUGAAUAUCACAUUGAAGAAGAGAUCAAUAAUAUUCUUAGCAAAAGGUAUGUGCUAAAAUUUUCUUGGUUCCCACUCUCUAACGGAGGUUCUCUAGUGAUCGAGCAGACAGAAGCUUUGGUGUCCAUUGAUGUUAAUGGAGGUCAUGGCAUGUUAGGACAAGAAACUUCUCAAGAGAAAGCUGUUCUAGAUGUCAAUCUUGCUGCUGCAAAACAAAUCGCACGGGAAUUGCGGUUGAGGGAUAUCGGCGGUAUCAUUGUGGUUGAUUUUAUUGAUAUGGCUGAUGAAUCAAACAGAAGGCUCGUGUAUGAAGAAGUUAAAAAGGCAGUUGAAAAGGAUCGAUCUAUGGUAAAAGUAUCUGAAUUAUCCAAGCAUGGACUAAUGGAAAUGACUAGAAAGAGGGUUCGUCCAAGUGUUACAUUUAUGAUCAGUGAGCCAUGCACUUGCUGCCAUGGUACAGGACGUGUUGAGGCUCUAGAAACAUCAUUUUCUAAAAUUGAGCAUGAAAUUUGCCGUCUGCUUGCUGCAUCAUAUAAAAAACCUGAUCCUGAGAAUGCAAAAUCUUGGCCGCGAUUUGUACUGAGAGUGGACCGUCACAUGUGCAACUACUUGACAUCUGGCAAGCGAACAAAACUUGCCGUAUUGAGUAGUUCACUCAAAGUAUGGAUCCUUUUAAAGGUUGCUAGAGGAUUUUCAAGAGGCAUGUUUGAAGUGAAGCCAUUCACUGAUGAACAGGAAAAUGAUGAUCAUCAAGUUGCCAUCUCCAGAUUACAGCGCACAAAAGCUAAAACUUUCAUUCCAAAUACGAAACUAACUUUAUUUCCGAUUAAGAAAUGGAAGACCCGAGGAAAAUAGUGGAGCAUCAGAUUCUUUUCCUCUGUUUCUCAGUACAUAAAUUCUCACCAUGGCUCAACAAGAACUUUGUUCAUUGAACAGUGAAUGCUUCUCUUUGCCGGACCUGACCAAACUUCUUGAGGCAGUUCUUCUGUUUCUUUUUUUCUUGUUAAGUGUCAGUGUACCAAUUGUAUUCUAAUUACUAGCUUAUUUUUUCGACCUUUUUUUAUCACAAAUGAGGCAUAGUUUAUUCAUGCAUUUUUGUAUCAAACACAACGCAAUUUUGUUCAAUUGUUUUUGUGUAUUGAUACAUGUAUUUGUUGUUGUUUGUUGAUACAUAUAUAUAAUUUUGAAUGGAAACUAAGAGCAUGUUACUUGUACUCAAUAAAAUGAUCU